AUUAUGCUACGUGCUAAAUAUAAACUGACCGAACGUGUUGAAGUAAUGCUAAGAUGUAGAGUUAAUGAUGUGUGUUUAAUCUAAAAUAUGAGCGUCUUCUGCAUUCACUGUCGUUAUUGGGUUUGUGGCUACAUUGAGUACAUUUUUCAGUUAGUUUUUCAAAUUAGGCUGCCUACGGAGCACAUUCUGUGAUUCACGCGCCUCUUUCUUUACGUCUUCACGCUUUUAGAAAUAGUUAGCCAGUUAGCUUAUCUGUUCGUAAAUAUGAACUGCGUCAUUGAAGGGAACUCUGUGAAAGCCCUUGGUAAGGCUAUCCAUGCGCUGUCACGGAUUGGAAAUGAGCUUUGGCUGGACCCCAUGGUGAAAGGGCUGGCACUGAGAUCAGUAAAUUCUGCUCAUUCUGCAUAUGGCUGCUUCCUGUUCUCGCCCAUGUUCUUCCAGCAGUACAGCUUGGAAUCAGCAUCAAAGCAGGGCAGCGAUGCAAUCAAAUGCAAACUGGUUAUGAAGUCGGUGCUGCCACUGUUUCGCUGUCUGACCUCCAUUGAACGCAGUGUGGAACGAUGUCACAUAUCAGUCAGCACUGCCACCGACCGAGUAAUAAUCCAGUUUUUCUGCAGACAUGGUAUCAUUAAAACCCACAACAUACAUUUCCAGGAAAGUGAGGCUCUGCAGGCUGUGUUUGACUCUCAUCUCUGUCCCAAUGUGCUGAAGGCUCCUGCCAGGCUUCUGGUGGACAUGGUGGUGCACUUUCCCCUGUUUCAGGAAGAAAUCACUCUGUCCAUCACUCCAAUGAAAGUCACUCUCAGAAACUACCAGAAGGGCGGAAAAGGUCCCAUGAAGACGACGUACACAGAGAUGUCCUUACACCCAAACGAGUUUGACUACUUCCAGAUGGGGCUGGACUCUGACAUAACCUUCUGUCUGAAGGAGCUGAGGGGAAUAUUGUCCUUUGCGGAGUCUCGCAGCCUUCCAGUGUCUAUUUACCUCGAUGUAGCAGGAAAGCCUGUGUGCUUCUCUGUGGAGGACAUGGUCCUUGAGGCCACCGUGCUGCUGGCUACUGUGACGGACUCUGACAGCAGGGACCAUUCUCAACCAACCGAACCCCCGACCCCAAAAACACCCAGGUGCCCAGCUCAGUCUGUGGCUGUGUCUCAGGGACCAGGCAGCAGGAGUCACACCGUUCCUGAUGAGCUGAUUCCAUCCAGCUGCGGCAGCCCUGUAAUCAGCUGUCCCGGUUCAAUGAGCCUCCCUGAGAUCAGGGAGCCGACCUGCCUCAGCGUAGAGAGCCAGGAAUGUAGCAGCUCCUCCUCAAGCCCUGCAUCCACUAAGGUCUGUUCCCUGCUGUUCAACGCCUUGUCCUCUCAGCAAGACGGAGAUGGUUGUGCUGCCCAGCAGCCUGUCCUGGCAUGUUACAGCGAUGAGGAAGAAAACACUGACUACCACCCGAGAAGCCCUUCACAGUGAGAGAUUACACAAGUCAUUCUUCUGAACUUGUGAUUUCUGCUCGAAACAAGGCAAUGCUUUCACAGAGUCAGAACGCUGAACUGAGUAUCAAUCUGCCGCUUAAGAUAUUUAGCGUUAAAUUAAAAGUUUCUACUAAGCUUCUUUUCGGGUACCUGAUGUCGUAGACAUGGCAACCGCUCUUAGUUUUGUCUGUGGUGACAUGUUAGCAUAAAGCUGCCACACCCGCCGGUAUUGGCAAACCAGCCACCUGUGGAAUGUUGGAGGAUGUUGGACAAAAUGUUUCCUGGAUUUGAUGUUAUCCUGUUGAUCCACAGCAACAGCCAGCAGGUUUACUAAAAAAAAUACUAGCAAACGAACAACUUUUGUAAACAGAAUGCAGCGGAAACAUUAUAAAUAAAUAUCAUCUUUAUUUAAAUAUUUUACAGAUUUCAAAUUUUUCCCCACGGAACUCAGAUCUGCAUUUAACUGUACAGCGUAUAUACACUCUCCGGUCGACCGAGUGUGUUUGAAAGAUGAGACUAAGAGGAAAAGCGUUGGUGCAGGUGUGAGUCACGAGCCAGACGACUGGGAGAACUGAACAGCUUGAGCCGACGCUGCGGAGAUUUUCCAACAGUUAUACUUUCACAAUUGGAUCCACGUCUGCCGUCAUCUUACUACACCCGAUUCUGCAGCCCUUAUCAGCCCCGGUGUAUGGGGAGGGGAAAUAACAAAAAAAAAACUUGUUUCAUUAGUGCAAAUUGUAAACAAAUGACAAAGAAAUUCACAGGGAUGGUUUUCUGAAGCGGGGAUCAUCACUAGUCCCAACAUCCUGACCUAAACACAGUGGUAGAUUUUAAGAAAACAAAACAAAAAAAGAAUAUCUUUAGACAGCAGAGCUGUUUCAUCUCUAUGGCUACUUUACAGUUUCAGGGCUCUGUGCUCAGUUGGGUGACUAAGAGGACAUGUCUGCCAGUAUCAACAUCUCCUGAUACAAGGCACGUCAUAAUAACAUCUCAACCUUACAGUGACAUCUUACUAAG
Messenger RNA from Poecilia reticulata (guppy), 2483 nucleotides. It is a transcript of the gene rad9b, whose product is annotated as RAD9 checkpoint clamp component B. NCBI's taxonomy places the organism in Eukaryota, Metazoa, Chordata, Actinopteri, Cyprinodontiformes, Poeciliidae. Gene Ontology annotation, biological process: mitotic intra-S DNA damage checkpoint signaling; cellular response to ionizing radiation; DNA repair. The record is from RefSeq and is a predicted model, not a curated record. Gene Ontology annotation, cellular component: checkpoint clamp complex.